Molecule: messenger RNA, 2606 nt
Organism: Brassica napus (rape)
Lineage: Eukaryota; Viridiplantae; Streptophyta; Magnoliopsida; Brassicales; Brassicaceae
Product: fucosyltransferase 6-like
Exons: 2
Coding region: 12-1643 (543 amino acids)
Biological process (GO): cell wall biogenesis; xyloglucan biosynthetic process
Cellular component (GO): membrane; Golgi apparatus
Molecular function (GO): galactoside 2-alpha-L-fucosyltransferase activity
Source: RefSeq, a predicted model, not a curated record
UCACGUAUCACAUGUUUCAGAUUUCCGGAGAUGUUUUCAGGGCUUUGGGUUUAAAGAUGAAGAUUCUGAUGACAGUCAUCUUUGGUGGCUUACUCAUUGGGUCUGUAAUCUUACUAUCAUUCCCACACAGCUUCAGCGACCAACUUCUUGAUGCAACAAGCAACGACCAACUUGUUGCUGCAACAAUCAACGGUUCAAGUGAAUCCAAAACACCCCAUGAUAAACUGAUAGGAGGGCUUUUAACAGCUGACUUCGAUGAACCUUCCUGUGUGAGUAGGUAUUAUCAGUCUUCCUUGUACCGCAAGCCAUCUCCAUACAAGCCUUCUGAAUACCUUGUCUCUAAGCUAAGAAGCUAUGAGAAGCUUCACAAGCGCUGCGGUCCAGGCACAGAAGCUUACAAGGAAGCAACAAAGAAUCUUGGUCAUGAUGAUGAUAAUUACGCAAACAAGUCUGUCGGUGAAUGCAAAUACGCUGUGUGGGUUGCGGUCUACGGUCUUGGAAACAGAAUACUAACUCUUGCCUCUGUCUUCCUCUACGCGGUCUUGACAGAGAGAGUCGUUCUCGUUGAUCAAAGCAAAGACAUUAGCGAUCUCUUCUGCGAGCCGUUUCCAGGUACUUCAUGGUUACUCCCUAACGACUUCCCAUUAGUGAAGCAAUUUGAUGGCUACGGCAGAGGAGACUCUCAUUGUUACGGAACAAUGUUGAAUAAUCAUGCCAUCAGCGCAAACUCAACCCCUCGGCAUAUAUAUCUUGAUAUAUUACAUGAUUCAAGGGAUGAAGAUAAGAUGUUCUUCUGCCCAAAGGACCAAACUAUGAUCGAUAAAGUCCCUUGGUUGGUUAUCAAAACCAACGUCUACUUCGUUCCAUCUCUGUGGUUUAGUCCAACGUUCCGACCAGAACUGAUGAAGCUGUUCCCGCAGAAAGAAGCAGUGUUUCAUCACUUGGCUAGGUAUCUUUUUCACCCGACGAAUCAAGUUUGGGGUAUGGUCACUAGGUAUUACAAAGCUCACUUAGCCAGAGCAGACGAGAAACUCGGGAUUCAAAUACGUGUUUUCGAUGAUAACGCAGGCUAUUUCCAACACGUCAUGGAUCAAAUCUUGUCUUGCACGCAAAGAGAGAAACUGUUACCUCAAGUCGUUACACAAGAAGAGUCAAAAGUCAACGCAUCGACAAACCAGAAACUCAAGGCUGUUCUCGUCACAUCUCUGUAUCCAGAGUACGCUGACCGCUUAAAAAGCAUGUUUUGGGAGCGACCUAGUUCGACAGGAGAGAUCAUCGAAGUUUAUCAGCCAAGUGGGGAAAGAGUUCAACAAACGGACACGAAGAUUCACGACCAAAAGGCCCUCGCGGAGAUGUAUCUUCUGAGUUUAACGGAUAACAUUGUCACGAGCGCAAGGUCCACGUUCGGGUAUGUUGCUCAUAGUCUUGGAGGGUUAAAGCCAUGGUUACUCUAUCAGCCAAAGGAUUUCAAAGCUCCUGAUCCUCCGUGUAUUCGGUCCACGUCUAUUGACCCUUGUCACCUUACUCCUCCUUCUCAUGGAUGUGAUGCUGAUUGGGGAACAUACUCGGGGAAGGUUGUUCCCUUUGUAAGGGAGUGUGAGGAUCGUGAGCAUGAUGGGAUUAAGCUAUUUGAUGAGUUGUAAUAGUUCUUGUUUUAUCUUAGUUGAUUUUAUCGGACUAUCGGGUUAAUGAAACACAGGAUCAAGUUUAUUUUUCUUUUGAUCUUCCUCUAUAGUAAUGUUUCAUGUGCUUAAGAGAAGAUCUUACAGUUUAGAGUUUACAAGUGUUUCCUCUGUAUUAAUAAUAUGUUAAGGCGUAUAACUAAUUUGGGAAAAUCGCUUAAAAAACCAUGAAGUCGGCAAAAGUUAGUACUUUAAAAUUUGGAGUUCAGCUUCUAACCCUUUAAACACUGAAACUUGUUUCAAUAACAUAUUAAAUAUCAAAACUAAUUUAUUUGUUGCACACGUCAAAUUAUGACCGGUUACUGUUCAUUAGCAGGCAAAACCGGUGACGUGGCGGUUUACUUUUUAAAUUUCUUUAAAAAAAUAUUUUAACUAAGAAAGCAAAUAAAAUUAUAUAAAAAUUCAAUAUAAAUUCUAAAAAUUGAUAGUAAUUCAUUAAAAAAUCAGGAAAAAUAAAAUAAAAUUCAAAAAUACUAAAAAGAAUAAAAAUAAAUUUAUAAAUUCAACAAAAUAUAAUAAAAUUAAUUUUUUUUUAAUAAAAAUCGAUAAAAAUAGGAAAAACAAGAAAUUUUUAAUAAAAUCUGGAAAAAAAAUUCAAAAGUUCAAAUAUUAAAUAAUUUAGUUGUCACAAAAUUUUUUUUGAUUGUUUGUUUAUUUGAGAUUUGGUUCUUCCAUUCGUUUUACUAAAAAAACUAGAUGAUAACAUGCGCUCUCUGCGGGGUGUAUUUUUUAAAAACAUAUUGUACUUAAAUAUGUUAAAUAAUAUACAUUUUGUCAUCAAUAACUUUUUUUACAUUUGAUUAGAGGUGGGCAUUCGAGUACCUUUUGGUUUGGUUCGGUUCGGAUCCUUGCGGGUUUGGUUCAGUUCAGAUCUUUGCGGGCUUGGUUCGGGUUUGAGUUUGAGUUCGUUUAACCUAUUUAUUU